UGCCAGUCUAGUGAUGGUUCUGUUCUGCUGCUUUUCCUGCUAAUUUCAUGGCAAAGUUUGCAAUAACAAAUAAUCGAUACAAAUGAUAUACUUCCUCAUUUUAUAAUUCUGCCAGGGUAGUGUCAUGGACGACUAUGUGAAAAGGAAGUUACAAGAAUGGGUACUCAGUGAGUACAUUGACAACUUUAAAGGUCAACAAAUUUCAGAAACCAAUUUCAAGCUCCUACUUGGUGAAGAAAAAGCACAGGAGGCCUUGAUUCCACCUUGGGGACCAAGGCUUAUAUUCAAAAAGAAACUUGAAGAAUUAUGUAACAACCAGAUUGAGCCCUCAACCAGCAAGAUGCUAUCUCCCUGUGCUACCUUUACUCCAGGCAAAAGGAACACUGAUGAGGCUAAUCCACCAAUAACCAAACGGCUGUGUGGCACUUCAUUGGGAAGAGCAGAUGGCUUGACAAAGGAAAAACAGAUCAUGAAACGGGUCAAAGGCAAACUCCAAAGCAAACCUGCCGAUCAGCAAAGUUCAUUGAAGUUCAAAGAAUUCCUUAGCCAUAAAAUCAAAGUGUUGGAGACUGACAAAAAAGAGGUAGUGGGUGUAUUUGGGAAGACUGGGGCUGGCAAAAGCUCUUUGAUUAACAGCAUCUUGGAUAAGGUCAAUUUACUGCCCUCUGGAGACGUCAGUGCAUGCACCUCAGUCAUGAUUCAGGUGGAGGCUAACAUGACCAGGGACGGAAAAUACACUGCAGAGAUUGAGUUCAUUACGCCCGAGGAAUGGGAAGAGGAGCUUCAGUCCAUCUUAGCAGAGAGAAAAUCAGAAGAGGGAAAUGAUGACGAGAAGGAGGACAGUGGUGGCGACACAGAUGAAUAUGAUGAUGCUGAUAAGAUCUAUGCAUUGUACAGAGAAGAUGGAAAUGAGGCAUCUGUGAACAAUCUGAUGGACAGCAGGCACUUUAAAUCAAUUCCAGAGUUUCUCCUAGGAAAAAAGAAAGAAUUUAAAACAUCUCAGGCAGAAGAACUCUCUAGAGAACUUUGGUGCUACUUACGGAGUGACAUACUGAGUAACGAACAACAAUAUUGGCCGCUUGUGAAGUCUGUGACCAUCAAGAUACCAAAUGUCAAAGACCUUCUGGAGCACAUUGUGCUGAUUGAUCUUCCAGGCAAUGGAGACUGCAACAAGAGUAGAGAUGAGAUGUGGAAAUCGGUUGUUGGAAGAUGCACCACUGUGUGGAUUGUGAGUGAAAUUAAUCGACCAGUGUCAGAGAAGGAAGCUUGGGAGAUCUUAGACAGAAGCGUCAGCUACUUGGGACACGGUGGACAAUGUCGAAGCAUCAGUUUCAUCUGCACAAAAACAGACAACAUCGGUGUGGAUUAUGACAUGAAAAAAGAACGUGACAGUAUAUUGAGCAGAAAUAUGGUUGCCAAGAAAAAGGUGGAAGAGAAAUUCAACAAGCAACCAAAAAUCAAGGAACAAUUCAACAUUGACAAGGACUUUUUCCAAGUGUUUACUGUGAGUUCCAAGGAAUUCCGGAAGAACAGGGUUUUACAGCCAGAAGACACAGAAAUACCCAAACUUCAGGAAUUUCUCAGAAAUCUCAAUGAUCGUAGCACAAAGACUUCAGAUUAUGUUUCUGGAGCCUAUGGGAUCCUCUCUCUGAUACAAGGAGCCAAAAGCAGCGACAUGACAGACAGCAAAAAAGAGGUGUGCCAGGUUCUGGAAAAUAACCUGAAAGAAGGGCUCGAAACCAUUGGUCAAACUAUGGAUGAGGCUUAUGAAGCUUUUGAACGAUGCCUCUCAGAAGGAGUUCGACAAUCAGUAGAAACAUGUGAGAAAAUUGCCAAGGAUAAAGUGAUAGAACCAAAGGGAACAAAUGGCAGAUGGUAUCAUAAGGUAUUGAAGUCCUUAUGCAAGAAUAACGGAGUUUACAAACCAAUCAGAAAAAAGGGAAAGAAAAGUCAAAGGGAAAGAAACCUUAAUGACAGUUUGGCCUCAUGUAUGAGAGAUCUCAGCAAUGAAACGUUCAAGAAAUAUUUCCCAAAUCAAGGCAAGGGCAGCUCAAUCAAUGAUUUGAUUGAUAACUUCACCCUUGACACAAACAGCUUGGUUGAGGCGCACCCAGAAGUGUCACUGCAUCUUACAUUCCUCAAGACGGAGGAAACCAAAUUGAAGGCAAAACUAACGAGGGACAUCCGUGAGAGGAAGAAAGAAAUCUACAACAUUCUCCCAAAGUCAAUCAGUGACACAAUGCGCCCAUGCUAUGAAAGGGCGGCACUGUAUACAGGACCAGACAGUCUGGAGAGUAUGCGAAAGGAGCUGAGGAAUCACUUGAAGACAUUUAAGGAAGAAAUGUUCCACAAGGCCAAGAAAGAGAUGCUGGAUCUCCUCAAAGAAAUGAAGAAACACAUUGUGGAGGAGCUGGAGCGUGAACUACAAGAAUCCAUGAGCCAGUCACUCAAGACGCCUGACAGCUUGCUCGUCCCAGAUGUCUCUGAGGAAUAUGAAGAGAUGAAGAAGUGCUAUGAGAAACUGCCCAGCAGCACCAAUGCAGCACCAACAACUGCCUGAUCAAGAAAAGCCUGUCUAAGACCACAGUCAAGCUGGGAUUUGCAGGCUAAUUAGAUAAUCAUAAUAAGUUUUUGUCUCAAUAUAUUUUCGUUUCUAUAUCAUAACCUAUUUGAUAUGCACCACGAACUAACCAAGCAGUACUACCAUAUGCCUGUAUUUUUUAUUUUACCUUUAUUUAACUAGGCAAGUCAGUUAAGAACAAAUGCUUAUUUUCAAUGACAGCCUAGGAACAGUGGG
Messenger RNA from Salvelinus namaycush (lake trout), 2797 nucleotides. RefSeq names its product nuclear GTPase SLIP-GC-like. Bases 125 to 2560 code for a protein of 811 amino acids. Gene Ontology annotation, molecular function: GTPase activity. The transcript is spliced from 20 exons. NCBI's taxonomy places the organism in Eukaryota, Metazoa, Chordata, Actinopteri, Salmoniformes, Salmonidae. The record is from RefSeq and is a predicted model, not a curated record.